Molecule: messenger RNA, 1507 nt
Organism: Arabidopsis lyrata subsp. lyrata
Lineage: Eukaryota; Viridiplantae; Streptophyta; Magnoliopsida; Brassicales; Brassicaceae
Product: polyadenylation and cleavage factor homolog 1
Exons: 1
Coding region: 154-1386 (410 amino acids)
Biological process (GO): termination of RNA polymerase II transcription
Cellular component (GO): mRNA cleavage factor complex; cytoplasm
Molecular function (GO): mRNA binding; RNA polymerase II complex binding
Source: RefSeq, a predicted model, not a curated record
CUAUCUGCUUGUCUCUUCAGAUUCGUUUUAUUUUUCAAUCGUUUCAAUUUCUAAAAAUUCUCCUCUUUCUCAACGCAAUCACCAAAUCCAAAUUUAGGGGUUUUUUUUUUCUCAUUCUUCGAUCGAUCUCUGGAAACUUGUUGAAUCGCGAAGAUGGCAUCAAACGGAUUCUUCUCUGCUCAAAGAAACGCACACCGUAACGCAAACGCUGGAACAACGUUGAAGAGACGAAUCGACAACAAUCGCGGUUACGGAAUCGGAGAUUUACAAGAGGAAAGGAACCGUUACGUGCCGCCGCAAAAACGUUUCAGAUCGCAAACGCAACCGCAAACGAAUUUCCGAUCUGGUCAUAUUCCUCUGUAUCAUCAUCAUGGUAGAAAUAAUAAUAACAUGUCUAGGGUUUCUUCUCAAUCAUAUAACAAUUACGGUGUUGAUGUGAUUGCUUCUAAUUCAAGUUUUCCAUUACGUAACAAUGAUUCUAACAUCAACAAUUAUCAGAAACCCUUUAUUGUUGGUUAUGGAAACCCUAAUCCCCAAAUUGUUCCUCUUCCAUUACCUUAUCGUAAGCUUGAUGAUGAUGAUUCGUUGCCUGAAUGGGUUCCGAAUUCAAGAACCCUAACUCCGAAUUUUGUACCAAACACUUAUGUUCAAAAUCCGAUGAAUCAUUCGAACAUGGUUUCAGUUGUGUCACAAACGAUGUCUCAUCAUCAACCAAUUGUUUUGAGCAAAGAAUUGUCUGAUUUACUUAGCGUUCUUAGGAAUGAGAAAGAGAAGGAAACUUCAGAAGCAAGUAAAAGUGAUUCAUUGCCCGUUGGAUUAAGCUUUGAUAAUCCAUCGUCGUUGAAUGUGCGACAUGAAUCUGUGAUUAAGUCUCUGUAUUCGGAUAUGCCGAGGCAAUGUUCGUCGUGCGGGGUUAGGUUUAAAUGUCAAGAGGAACAUAGCAAGCAUAUGGAUUGGCAUGUAAGGAAGAACAGGAUGGCUAAAACCACUAUGAGAUUGGGCCAGCAACCGCAGAAAUCGCGGGGAUGGUUGGUAAGCGCAUCUUUGUGGCUUAGUGCAGCAACUGGAGAAGGGACUGUAGAAGCGGCUAAACCAUCUUUCGGAGGAGAAACGCAGAAGAAGAAGGAAGAGGAGAAAGAACAACAACAGAUAGUGCCUGCGGAUGAAAAUCAGAAGAAUUGCGCGUUAUGCGAAGAGCCGUUUGAAGAGUUCUUUAGCCAUGAAGCUGAUGAUUGGAUGUACAAAGAUGCAGUCUACUUAACCAAGAACGGUCGUAUAGUUCACGCUAAGUGUAUGCCUGCACCCCGACCUGCAAAUGAUACGAGAGAGCCGUCUAGGGUAAUGUCUGUUACAGUUCCAUCGGUUGCGAAAGCAAUAGUGUGUUGAUUGAGAUUUACAGUAGUCUUUUAUAUCUCUGUUUUAAUCAUUCGUUUAUUAAGUAAUGUACAUACAUGAAUCGAGUUGUAACACAAAUUCAGUUAUAUAAAAUACUUCAUUUGAAUCUCCU